AUGGCUACCACCGUGGACAAAAUCAAGGAGAUCGAGGCCGAAAUGGCUCGGACCCAGAAGAACAAGGCCACUUCUUUUCAUCUGGGCCAGCUCAAGGCCAAGCUGGCCAAACUGAAGAGGGAGCUCUUGACACCGUCAUCCUCUGGCGGUGGUGGUGGCAGUGGAUUUGAUGUUGCCAGAACUGGUGUUGCAUCCGUCGGCUUUAUUGGGUUCCCUUCGGUGGGAAAGUCCACCUUGAUGAGCCGCUUGACAGGACAACACUCUGAAGCCGCUGCAUACGAAUUCACCACCCUCACUACCGUCCCCGGCCAAGUCCUGUACAAUGGUGCCGCCAUUCAGAUGCUGGAUCUGCCCGGUAUCAUUCAGGGUGCAAAAGACGGCAAGGGUCGUGGCCGUCAAGUCAUUGCCGUCGCCAAAACUUGCCACCUGAUUUUCAUUGUCCUCGAUGUGAACAAACCACUGACGGACAAGCGGGUCAUUGAGGCGGAGCUGGAGGGGUUUGGCAUCCGCAUCAACAAGGAACCGCCCAACAUCGUUUUCAAGAAGAAGGACAAAGGCGGCUUGAAUAUCACGAGUACAGUUCCCCUGACACAUAUCGACCAUGACGAAAUCAAAGCUGUCAUGAAUGAGUAUCGGAUUUCGUCGGCCGAUAUUGCCAUCCGUUGCGACGCCACGAUUGACGAUUUGAUUGAUGUCUUAGAAGCCAAGAGCAGGAGUUACAUUCCCGUAAUAUACGCCCUCAACAAAAUCGAUUCGAUAACCAUUGAGGAAUUGGAUCUACUCUACCGCAUCCCGAACGCCGUUCCCAUCAGUUCCGAGCACGGGUGGAACAUUGACGAGCUCCUGGAACAGAUGUGGGAAAAGCUGCAAUUAAAACGUAUCUACACAAAACCGAAGGGGAAACAGCCCGAUUACAGUGCGCCGGUCGUAUUGAGAAAGAAUGCUUCAACGGUGGAAGACUUUUGCAAUGCCAUCCACAAGACGAUCGUAGAGCAAUUCAAGCAUGCGAUUGUAUAUGGGAGAUCUGUCAAGCACCAACCCCAACGGGUAGGACUUGCGCAUGAACUGGCCGACGAAGAUAUCAUCACUAUCAUCAAAAAGUGA
Messenger RNA from Fonsecaea monophora, 1104 nucleotides. Its product is annotated as ribosome-interacting GTPase 1. NCBI's taxonomy places the organism in Eukaryota, Fungi, Ascomycota, Eurotiomycetes, Chaetothyriales, Herpotrichiellaceae. Gene Ontology annotation, biological process: cytoplasmic translation. The transcript is spliced from 3 exons. Gene Ontology annotation, molecular function: GTP binding; GTPase activity. Gene Ontology annotation, cellular component: cytoplasm. Bases 1 to 1104 code for a protein of 367 amino acids. The record is from RefSeq and is a predicted model, not a curated record.